UCUUCCAUCGCAUCAUAAUUCAUUUGAAAAAUUUCACGCAUUGAAGACCGUUCAUUAUUCACAAACUAUUUAUUACAAAUUACUGAAGCAAUUUACAUGAUGACUGGACGUGGACAUACUUUGACGGAUUCAAAUUCGGACAGUGGCAAUAUUAGCGCAGAAUCGCCAACGCUAUAUGGAAACGUGGAAGCCCAAGUCUUGAAAGAGAUGGACCAAGCUCCCGGUGAAAAACAAAAGCAGAAAAACGUAUUACGAUGGCGCUAGAUUUGUCUAUGGAUUUGUUGAAACAGACUGAUCAUUUACUCGAUGCUACAAUCAAAAAUAUCGAACCGGUUUUUUUACAGCCAACAAGUCCGACGAAUCGAAGUGGCGCCAAUCGAAGUGGCGAACAAUCUCCAGCUCCAAGCGAUUCGCCAAAACUUAAACGUGCAAAGCAUAUAUUUUCAAAAACAACUUCAACUCCACUUACAAAAAAAAUUUGUAAUUUUAAUUUGGGUGUAGGUACAUUUGUCGCAACAUGCCAGUCUGAGGUUAUCAAAAAUUUCGAGACGAAUGACAAUUCUAAAAUCGAGAGAUUGCGUCGUCUAAAAAGGAGCCUACAAAACGUCUUAUAUGAGCUAAGUGAUACUGAUAGCGAGUAUGGGGAGAAAGAAAGAAACGAAUUGAGUAAUCAGAGUUUUGCAAAUCUACCAACUGCAAAAGUUUUAUUACAUGUAUCUGAAGAGGAACGGAAUGUCAUCAAAGUGAUGCGUAAAUGCGAUGGUGUAAAAAAAAGGCAUUUUGUAUGCGGCUAAUCUGGAUAAAGCCUGCGUUCGGAGUUGCUUACCUCUCCCCAAGUAGAUCGUCAUCUGAUAAUUGAGAACGAAAGUAACUCAGCAAACUUGAGCAUAUCGUCCAAAAUCAUAUAAAUUGAGAUUCAUAUUGAAUUGUUCAUAAAUAGUCUUACCUCCGUAAGACCAGUUAAUGACAGAUAGCUGAGGAUAUAUCCUCAGCUAUCUGUCAUUGACUGCGUAAGACGAUCUUUUCCGCACCGUUUUCAUAGCGUUCAGCUUUUAUUCAGAAUUUGCCUAGGAAAUUUAUAACAAUUUUCUGAAAAAAACAACAGUACGUUCAUGUAUUUUAUGAAAAAUUGUAUUAUGAUCCCGAAAAUCUUGAUGUUGGGUAUUCAAAUGAAAUAAAACGUCUGAUUGUCUUUAUUGUC
This is a messenger RNA of Sitodiplosis mosellana (orange wheat blossom midge), 1201 nucleotides long. RefSeq lists its product as uncharacterized. Lineage: Eukaryota; Metazoa; Arthropoda; Insecta; Diptera; Cecidomyiidae. Bases 255 to 794 code for a protein of 179 amino acids. The record is from RefSeq and is a predicted model, not a curated record. The transcript has 5 exons.